This is a messenger RNA of Cuscuta europaea, 1078 nucleotides long. Lineage: Eukaryota; Viridiplantae; Streptophyta; Magnoliopsida; Solanales; Convolvulaceae. The record is from the annotation of a GenBank genome assembly.
AGCCCACUACUCUUUUUGGACAAUUGGAAGCAUGUUGUUUCGGAAACAAGUCCAACACUAAUCUUGUUGGACCUCUCAAUCCCAACAACCCAAGCCCAGCUUCCAUUCUUUCCUCAAUCUUAACAUAAAAAUAUUGAUCACCGACCCCCGCCUAUCUUUCAAUCGGCUCUGUCCCUCGUCUUCGGCCAUCUAUCAGUCCAACCAUGUAUCGGCCGUUUUUUUGCAACUCCACUGAACAUAUCGCAUCUCCAAUUUUCAUAUCGGGUAGGUAAUUGGAAUCGUGAGAACAAUGGAAGAUGCAGUCUCAUUGCUUGUCUCCUCUCCGUCUACGUGGAUCUCGAAUAGAAGGUCUAUGGAGGAGUCUAAUCAGGAUGAUAUUAUUGUGGACAUACAGAAUCUAUUUAAUGGAGGUGGCUGUAAUAGUGUUUCUGGGUCGCCUUUUGUUAAUAGGACAAUACCCGCGGGAACAUUUGGCUGUGUAAAAACAAUUCCGCUUCCAGAUCUCAUGGAAGAAAAGAAUAUUGCAAAAUAUGAAAGGAUUGUUGCUCUCAGCAAAAUGUCUCUUUCUUUUUACGAGAAAAAUCAUCCAGGAGAGUCAUAUGAGUUUGACAGUCUGAAGGAUGUGAAUCAUGCGCCCAUUCAUGGCCUAACAUAUUUCAUCACCUUUUUGGCAAAAAAGUUGGGGGCAGAUGGUAGUCCUUCAAAAAUGUUUAAAGCCCGAGUAAACUUGCUUAUGAGCAGCGUCGAAGUGCUGAAAUGUGAGCUGAUAAAUUAUCUUGGGUAUUGCUCUUGAUUCUGUUAAUUAUAUUCUAUUUAUGGAGUAUUUAUACAUGUUUUAAUGAAGAAAUGUGAGCGGUUAAACUGGCUUGGGUAUUGCUUUGGGCCUUUGGCUUCUAUUAAUGAACGUCAUACUGUAUGGAUAUUGAAUUAUGUUUCAAUAGUUGCUGAUGAUAAAGCUGUUACUGGUGUGUAGCCUGUGCAUAUAAGUUGAUGGAUCGACACUUGUAGUUUGAUAAACCUUUUAUUUUCUCUUCCUGCAAUGCAUGCUACUUUUGUUUGUUAGUUGUUCAUAUCCAAC